Cryptomeria japonica (Japanese cedar) is the source of this 2146-nucleotide messenger RNA. RefSeq lists its product as uncharacterized. The record is from RefSeq and is a predicted model, not a curated record. The transcript is spliced from 5 exons. NCBI's taxonomy places the organism in Eukaryota, Viridiplantae, Streptophyta, Pinopsida, Cupressales, Cupressaceae. The coding region runs from base 111 to 1403 and encodes 430 amino acids.
AUGAUGCUAGAGCAUGCCCUGGGACCAAUGAAGAAAUAAAAAGACAAAUGAAUGCCCUACUUGCAGCUGGGGAAGAGAAGAAAUUGUGAAAGGAGAAGGCAAAACUAGCCAUGAGAUCAGCCAUAGUUGAAUCUCAAGGUGUUUCUAUUGACCUUGAAGAGGAACAAGAAGCACUUGAGGGCAUAGUGGGCUCUCGGCGUGGCCCACGUAUCCGCAAACCAACCAUCACCUCGCCCGUUGCUUCUGCUUCCUCUAGUAGAGUACCUGGCACUGUUCCACUUCCAUCACCACGAGCAGGGUCCAUAGGUGAUUAUUUUGUGCCUAGGAACACACCUGGAGCACAACCAUCAUUAGAGGUCACUGGAUGGAAUAAGGAGGUACAUGAGAAAACUGACAUUGCAGUAGCUGAUUUUUGGUACUUCAACAACAUUGCAUUCAAUGUGGCGGAGAAUGCUUAUUGGUUGAAUUUGGUGACUGCUAUGAUAGUUUCAGGAAAGGGGUACAAGGCCCCUUCUUGCAAGGAUUUGAGUGGGAGGUUGCUCACAAUGGCAGUUGGUUGGGCAAGAGAAGUGAUGCAGGAUCAAAAAAUUGAAUGGGCAAAUUAUGGCUGCACCAUUCUUUCUGAUGGGUGGAUAGAUGGCAAGAACCGCACCAUCAUCAAUUUUUUGGUUGCUUGUAAGGAGAAUGUAGUAUUCUUGAAAUCUGUUGAUGCCUCCAGCAAGGUGAAAAAUGCAGAAACAUUGGCUGGAAUGUUGGAGCAUGUCAUCAUGGAGGUGGGGGUAGAGAAUGUGGUGCAAAUCAUCACAGAUAAUGCAGCAACAUAUGUGUCAGCAGGAAGAAUCCUCCAAGAGGGGCACACCACUCUUUUUUGGACACCUUGUGCAGCACAUGUCCUUGACCUUCUCUUGGAGGACAUAGGAAAACUUGAGUGGGUGACUCCAAUUGUGGAAAAUGCAAGGAGGAUCACCAAAUAUAUUUACAAUCACCCCUGGGUCCCACAUUUGAUGAGACAACACACCCAAGGGAAAGAUUUGGUGAGAGCUGGUGUCACAAGGUUUGCAAUGAUAUUCUUGACGUUGCAAAGCCUUCUUGCUGCAUUGACUUCUUGGAAACAAAUGUUCGUGAGUGGAGAAUGGCUUAACUCACCUUAUUCAAAGAAGCCUGAAGGAGAGGCUGUAGCAUGCAUAGUCUUCGACAACCAAUUUGCACAAAGGGCUGCAGAGAUUGUGAAGGUGUCAGAGCCCUUGGUUCGAGUUCUUCGCUUGGUGGAUGGGGAUAAAACCCCAAUGGGAUAUCUUUAUGAGGCCAUGGAUAGGGCCAAGGAGUCUAUCAAAAAUUACAAGGGGGAUAGGCUCAAAUUUGAUCCCAUUUGGGAAAUUGUUGAUAGGAGGUGGAACAAUUAGCUCCACCAACCCAUUCAUGCAGCAGGUUACUUCCUCAACCCUCGUUUUAGGUUUGGGGUUUCUUACUCAGAUUCGAAUGGAGAAGUCAUGGAGGGCCUCAGUAUAGGCAUUGAGAGGAUGGUACCUGAUGUUGAGGAGAGAGACCUCAUUGUGAGUGAGCUCCAAAAUUAUGAGGGAGGAAGGGGUAAGCUAUUCUCUUCAGAGCCGGCUAGGAGAGGAAGAACCACUCAAACCCCAGAUGCUUGGUGGCAAAAUUGGGGUGGAAACAAUUGCAGUUCAUCCAAUUGUGAGCGCAAUUGGAGCUUGUUUGAAGUAAUCCACACGAAGAAGAGGAGCAAGUUAGCGCAGAAACGGCUCAAUGACCUUGUCUACAUGCAAUAUAAUCUUCGAUUGCGUGUAAAGAAGGUAGAGGAACUACAAGGUGGUCCAAUUGACUUGGAUGAUAUAGAUCCUUACAGUGAUUGGACAUCACAGGAGCAACCUCCAUUGUUUUCCGACACUGACAUCACUGAUUUGAAGAGGCAGGCUAUGGAGGAGGGUGGUGGAUUUGGUUUCAGGCUGGAUGACAUUGAGGAGGAUGAGGAUGAGGAUUCAUUGCUAGUGCCAGAGGCAGGUGGAGACAUAGCUUCAUCCAGGAUGGAGGAUGAGUCUCAACCAACCAUACUGAGCAAGGAGGCACAGUCACGCCCAGUCCCACAGCAGACUUAUGCGACGAGACAGUCUAGACCCUCUUGUUCUACCUC